AUGUCUGUGAUCUUGGGAAGAGGAAAGAAGAACAAUAUAGCUGCUAUUGUUGGUGCUUCUGCAGGUGUUGGAGUAGUAUUUCUCAUAAUAGCUACUUAUACCUUGUACAAAGUAGUGAAAAAGAGGCGCACCAAAAAGCGCCAAGAGAAAUUUUUUAAGCGAAAUGGAGGUCUUUUGUUGCAACAACAGUGUUCUGCUGAUGAAGGAGGGGUUGAGAAAACAAUGCUAUUCUCUGCUAAAGAAUUGAACAAGGCCAGUGAUGGAUUCAACACAAAUCGCAUACUAGGUCAAGGAGGUCAAGGUACAGUUUACAAAGGGAUGCUAACAGAUGGUAGAAUUGUAGCAAUCAAGAAGUCAAAAAAGGUUGAUGAAAGCCAAUUGGAACAAUUCAUCAACGAGGUUGUCAUUCUUUCACAAAUCAAUCAUAGGAAUGUGGUAAAGCUUCUAGGUUGUUGUCUGGAGACAGAAGUCCCACUACUAGUUUAUGAAUUUAUUCCCAAUGGAACCCUCUUUACCCUCAUACAUAAUGGGAAUAAUGAGGAGCUUCCCUUGACUUGGAAUUUGAGACUAAGAAUAGCCAUCGAGGUAGCUGGAGCAUUGGCAUAUCUGCACUCAGCAGUUUCAAUUCCAAUCUUCCACAGAGAUAUCAAAUCCAGCAAUAUACUUUUGGAUGAAAAAUACGUAGCAAAAGUAUCAGACUUUGGAACUUCAAGGUCCGUGACAAUUGACAAAACUCACUUAACUACUGUAGUUAAAGGGACUUUCGGCUAUUUGGAUCCAGAAUAUUUCCAGUCAAGCCAGUUUACAGAGAAAAGUGAUGUUUACAGCUUUGGGGUGGUCCUUGCUGAGCUUUUGACAAGACAAAAGCCAAUAUCCUCAGCAACAACAGAUGAAGAUUAUAACUUGAGUUUGGCAACAAGGUUCCUGAUGUCCAUGGAACAGGAUUCUCUCAAAAAUAUUCUUGAUCCUGAACUCAUAAAUCAAGGGAUUGAACAGGAGGUUACAGCAGCUGCUAAACUUGCACAACGAUGUUUAAACUUAAAUGGGAAGAAAAGGCCAACUAUGAAGGAAGUUGCCAUUGGAUUGGAAAGCAUUAAACUAUCAUCAGUGCAGUCAACUACAGAAAAUUUUCAAAGUCCAAGCCACAUUGAAGGAGAAUCUGUCGUGUUUUCUGAUAACAAUUAUACAUGGACAACUGAAGUUGAUAGCUUUAGAUCUGUUUCAGAUGUCCAUCCACUUAUGAAUAAGCACUAG
Coffea arabica (coffee) is the source of this 1254-nucleotide messenger RNA. RefSeq names its product wall-associated receptor kinase-like 9. Lineage: Eukaryota; Viridiplantae; Streptophyta; Magnoliopsida; Gentianales; Rubiaceae. Gene Ontology annotation, biological process: cell surface receptor signaling pathway; protein phosphorylation. Gene Ontology annotation, molecular function: protein serine/threonine kinase activity; ATP binding. The record is from RefSeq and is a predicted model, not a curated record. Gene Ontology annotation, cellular component: plasma membrane.